AUGAGACUCGCCUGCACGCUCCUCGGCGGGCUGGCAGCCACGGCUCUCGCCGCUGCCUCGCCCAGCAGUGCUCACCCAUCAGCGCCUCUCGGACGGCCUGUCCAUCUCGAACGACGUCAGGACCAGCAGCAGCAGCCCGCUUCUCAGGCGCAGCAGGAGGCCCUCUACCAGCAGGCCAUGACCGAUCCCGUCGGCGCCGCCAAGGUCGCCCGGGCGCUCCCAUUCAUUGCCGGACAAUUCGCUACCGGUGACCUGUACAAGUACAACGUCGCCGGAGACGGUCAGCUGCCCUGGAACUCUGGCGUCUACUAUCAGCCCGAGGCCACCGUGAACGGCAGCGUUGAUGGCGGCUGGCAGGCUCUUCCCGAGAUCCCAGACUUCCAGCUCAACAGGACAUGGACCGUCAAGGACGGUGCCAUCAUGCCCUUCUACCAGACGGCCAACUACGACCCGAAGCAGAUCAAGCGGGCGGUCCUCGUGAUGCCUGGCAAGCCGCGGGACUGCUGGAAGUACACGUCCAUGAUGCAAAACGCCCUCAGCGUCGAGGCGGCCAACUCGACCUCUGGCGUCACCAACUCGUCGGUCCUCAUCCUCGGCCCGUGCUGGAUGAACAGCGACGACCAAAAGGCGGGUGCCGUGCAGCCCAACGAGCUCUACUGGUACGGGUCCCAGUGGCAGCGCGGCGAGCUCUCUCGUGGUCCCGGCAGCGCCUCGAUCUCGACGUACCGGGUGCUCGACGGCUUCCUCGACAUGCUGUUUGACAAGGACCAGUUCCCCGCCCUCAACCGCGUGGUGCUGGCGGGCCACAGCAUGGGCGCCCAGAUGGUGCAGCGGUACGCGAUGCUCAAGAAGUCGAGGCCGUACGACGCCAACGUGGCCUACUGGGUCGGCAACCCGGGCAGCUACGCCUGGCCGAGCUCGGAGCGGACCUACGCCAACAGCAGCUGCGCCGACGUCGACACCUGGCCGUACGGCGUCGGUGGCGACACCAAGCAGCUGCCCGCUUACGCGCGCUCUGACGUCGAGGCUAACAAGGACGCCGUGGUGGCCACCUACCGCAGCCGACACGUGCACUAUAGCUUGGGACUGCUAGACAAUGGUCAGGGCGACACAUCGUGCCAGGCGGCGACGCAGGGCGCCAACCACCUGGAACGGGGCUGCGACAUUGUCACGACGCUGGGCGACAUGGCAGGCGGCUUUCCGAGCAACCACACGCUCAACCUGAUGCCCAACGUCUCGCACCAGGACUACGAGAUGAUGUCGUACAACAUCUCGCUCUACCGGCUGUUUGCCGAUGGGCUCGAUACGCAGGAGGGGUACACUGCUGCGGCCAAGGGAGCCGGCUCGAGGAGCACGGGGGCCGGUGGCAAGGGCGGCAGCUCUUCGGCCGCCGCUGCCGCCAGAAUGGAUGUUGCCUCGCUGCAGGCCGGCCUGGCCCUGGGAGCCGGGCUGGCGGCCGUCGCCGGCGUCCUGACGGCGCUUUGA
Messenger RNA from Pseudozyma flocculosa PF-1, 1485 nucleotides. RefSeq lists its product as uncharacterized. The record is from RefSeq and is a predicted model, not a curated record. The transcript is spliced from 2 exons. Bases 1 to 1485 code for a protein of 494 amino acids. NCBI's taxonomy places the organism in Eukaryota, Fungi, Basidiomycota, Ustilaginomycetes, Ustilaginales, Ustilaginaceae.